AUGGCGAACAAUGGAAUGGAAACCCCGGAAUUCCUUCUCGCGAAUGGAAUCAAGAGCAUGUAUCAAGAACAUGAAGAUGCCAAACCACCUCUAGAUUUAAGCCAUCAUUUUUCCCGCGUAACGGCGGCUCGUCAAGAGAGCGCCGUAAAAAGUUUCUACAAGUUCUUCCAGAUUCCCGGAAUAGGAAAUUUGGCUGGAGGUCUUCCCAACGCGGCAUUUUUUCCCUACGAUACGCUAGAAGCCCAGAUUGCACAGCCGGAAAGAUUCACACCCAGUCCGAACGGCCCCAAUGGAGCGGGCGAGCUUUCGCAAAAGCUCGCCGCGACGACGAUUAAAAAGUCGGCGACGGAUGCUUCGAGACAUUUGUUAAUUCCCCAUUUAUCAACGACGCCGAAUCCGCUGCAGAAAAUUGAUUUAACGACGGCGUUGCAGUAUGGACAGGCGCAGGGGUAUCCGCCGUUGUAUUCUUUUGUGCGACAGUUUGCGCGCGAGAAUUUGCAUCCGAAUAUUCCGUAUAAGGGCGGUGCGGAGAUUUUGUUGACGUGUGGAUCGACGGAUGGGUUUUCGAAGGCGAUUGAGGCGUUGAGUAAUGUUUGGAGUGAGGAGAGAGAUUGGGUGAGAGAGAGGCCGGGGAUACUUUGUGAAGAGUUCGCUUAUAUGACGGCUGUUCAGGCUUGUAGACCAAGAGGUAUACAGGUUGUUCCGGUCAAGAUUGAUCUUGAGGGAAUGAUCCCAACGGGCCCUGGUAGUCUCGAAGAUGUACUCGAGAAUUGGGAUGAUUCGAAGGGUAGAAGACCUCAUAUGAUGUAUACCAUCACCAUUGGUCAGAACCCCACUAGUGGUACUCUGUCUAUCCCAAGACGCAAAGAACUUUACGCCAUCUGCAGUAAAUACGAUGUAAUGAUUAUUGAAGAUGAUCCAUAUUGGUACCUCCAAUUUCCGUCCGCGGCGGGACUGCAAGCAGAAGCUCGCAGUGAGACUUUACCCGAGCCAGAACCAGUGCACACGUUCAAGAAUUCCACCGGGUACGCAUAUCUUGAUAGUCUCGUCCCAUCAUAUCUAAAUUUCGAUUACGAUGGACGAGUAAUCCGUCUCGAUACGUUCUCGAAAACGGUAGCGCCGGGAUGUCGUCUAGGUUGGAUAACGGCACAGCCAGCUGUCGUAGAGCGUCUUUUGCGAAUCACGGAAUGCACCACUUCACCCCCAUCUGGGUUCGUUCAGGCAAUGAUUGCGGAAUUGGUUAUGGGUCCUCAAGCUGCUUCUGCUGAGUUUAGCAAGAAAUCCAGAAAUGAACAGCUCACAUUCACAGGGUGGAAGACUGACGGUUGGGUACGUUGGCUAGAGGGCUUGAGAGGCACAUACGAAAGACGUAUGAAUAGAAUGUGUGCAGCCCUCGAAGAUGGUCGCUACCACGUCAAACAAGGCACUUCCAAAGCCAUCUCCGAUUCCGAAUGGGCAGUCAUUACCAAGACGAAGAUGUAUUCUUUUGACUGGCCGCGCGGUGGAAUGUUCGUAUGGAUUCAUAUGCAUUUCGAUACUCAUCCAUUGGCCAAACAAGUCCCCGGGUCCAAAUUGGCGAGAGUGCUGUGGAUUUUCCUAACUAUGAAGCCCCAUCUCGUCCUCGCAGCUCCUGGUGCGAUUUUUAGUCCCACGCCGGAAAUUGCGGAGGAGAGGGGUUGGCAAUAUUUCAGAUUGUGUUUUGCGGCUGUGGAGGAAGAGGAGGUGCAGAAGAGUAGUUUGAGAUUUGCGGAGGGAGUCAAGGCUUUCUGGAUGAUUAAGGAUAAGGAGGAUUUGGAUGACAUUGAUGUUGAAGCAAAUAAUGCGGGGGCUAUGGAGGGCGAAGUGAGGAACUUGGGUAUGAAUAUGGCUUGUUAG
Botrytis fragariae is the source of this 1875-nucleotide messenger RNA. RefSeq names its product putative aromatic amino acid aminotransferase protein. Gene Ontology annotation, biological process: biosynthetic process. Lineage: Eukaryota; Fungi; Ascomycota; Leotiomycetes; Helotiales; Sclerotiniaceae. Gene Ontology annotation, molecular function: transaminase activity; pyridoxal phosphate binding. Bases 1 to 1875 code for a protein of 624 amino acids. The transcript has 4 exons. The record is from RefSeq and is a predicted model, not a curated record.